AUGGUCAGGAAGUCCCUGGUUGCUGGGCUGGUGGUCCUACUGGUGGCUGCAGUGGGCCUGUUUCUGGGGGUGUUUAUGGGCUUUGGGAAGAAGAGCAGGACCCCCCCAUCGGACCACUUCUACUCCAAGGCUGCUGUGGCUGCCGAUGCUGGAAAGUGUUCAGAAGUGGGGAGAGACAUUCUGAAGAAGAACGGUUCAGCUGUGGACGCCUCUAUCGCCGCCUUGCUAUGCAUUGGCCUUUUGAACGCUCACAGCAUGGGUAUUGGCGGGGGGCUCUUCUUUGUCAUCUACAACGCUUCCACAGGGAGGGUGGAAACCAUCGAUGCGAGGGAGACGGCGCCCAUGAAUGCCACAGAAGACAUGUUUGGCAACAACACCCAGCUCUCUCGUAAAGGUGGAUUGUCCAUCGCCAUUCCUGGGGAGAUCCGUGGCUACGAGAUGGCACACAAGAGACAUGGCAGGCUGCCAUGGAAGGACCUGUUUGAGCCUAGUAUUGCCUUGGCCCGCGAUGGCUUCCCUAUAGGAAAAGCUCUGGCUCACGCAAUCUUCAAGAGCAAAGAGUCCAUUCAAGAAGAUGCCAACAUGUGUGAAGUGUUUUGUGAUUCUCAAAAAAACAUCCUGAAGGAAAAUGAUAUUGUUAGAUUUCCGAAACUAGCCGACACAUAUCAAAGAAUAGCAGAGGAGGGGCCCGAUGUGUUUUAUAAAGGGACGAUGGCACAGAGCAUCGUGGAAGACAUCCAGGCAGCAGGUGGGAUUAUCACCUUGGCAGACUUGCUGGAGUACCAGCCUGUGUUAAAUGAGAAUCCCCUGAAGCUGAACGUUGGGGAAUACACCAUGCACGUCCCAGACGCCCCCUCCAGUGGCCCAGUGCUGGCACUCAUACUCAACAUAGUGGAUGGGUACAACUUCACAGACUCAAGUGUCUCUACAGCAGAGAAAAAGACCCUGACAUACCAUCGCAUCGUAGAGGCUUUUCGUUUUGCUUAUGCCAAGAGGAGCAGACUCGGGGACCCUCGUUAUCUCAAUAUCACCGAUCUCAUCCACAACAUGACCUCAGACUACUUUGCUGACGGCAUCAGGAGUAAAAUUACAGAUGACACCACCCAUCCAGACAGCUACUACGAGCCAGACUAUUUUGUCCCAGAUGACCACGGGACGGCUCACCUGUCCGUCAUUGCUGAGGAUGGGAGCGCCGUGGCGGCCACCAGCACCAUCAAUCUAUACUUUGGCUCCAGAGUCAUGUCUCGAUCGACUGGGAUCAUCUUCAAUGAUGAAAUGGACGACUUCAGCUCGCCGUACAUGACCAAUGGUUUUGGAAUCCCUCCCUCCCCCAACAACUUCAUCCAACCAGGCAAGAGGCCGCUCUCUUCCAUGUGCCCAACUAUCAUUUUUGACAAAGACAACAGGGUGAAAAUGGUGGUAGGAGCCUCUGGAGGAACAAAAAUCACCACAGCCACCGCCUUAGUAAGUGUGAUUCAUUCAUAUGCAUCUCCAGCCCGCAGACACACACGCACACACGUCUUUGAUGCAAGAUGUCUCACAUUCUGCUGCUGCACACAGGUCAUCCUGAACUCCUUGUUCUUUAACUAUGACCUAAAGAAAGCUGUGACGGCGCCUCGCUUCCACAAUCAGCUCAACCCAAACAUGACAGUGGUGGAGCAGGGGUUUGAAAAGAGUGUCCUGGACGGCCUGGUCCAGAAGAACCAUGUAACAGAGCUGCUGCGGACUCCAGACUCUGUGGUCCAGGCGGUGGUGCGGCAGGGAGAGCGCCUCUGCGCAGAGUCCGACCCCAGGAAAGGAGGCUAUCCAGCCGGAUACUGA
Molecule: messenger RNA, 1821 nt
Organism: Myripristis murdjan (pinecone soldierfish)
Lineage: Eukaryota; Metazoa; Chordata; Actinopteri; Holocentriformes; Holocentridae
Gene: ggt1a
Product: gamma-glutamyltransferase 1a
Exons: 11
Coding region: 1-1821 (606 amino acids)
Biological process (GO): glutathione catabolic process; regulation of inflammatory response; peptide modification
Cellular component (GO): plasma membrane
Molecular function (GO): glutathione gamma-glutamate hydrolase
Source: RefSeq, a predicted model, not a curated record